GCUGCGGCGGAGGUACUAUGUGACAUUGUGACAUCCACCUCCUACCUGGAGCUCGUGUUCACCUUCAAGCAGCUCCUCCUUAAGAAGCGCUCAGAGAUCCUCACACUACGGGACAGGUAUGUGACAGGUCUGGAGAAACUGAAAGAGGCCAAGCUGUUGAUCACUGAACUGCAAGAAGAGCUAAAGCUGCUGCAGCCCUGCCUAGUGGAGACCUCUGCCAACACGGAGGCACUUAUGAUCAAGAUCGAACAAGACACCAUCCAAGUGGAGAGGAAACAAGAGUUGGUGGCGGCAGACGAGGCGGUGGCCAAUAAGAAGUUUGCCGAUGCACAGGCCAUAAAAGACGACUGUGAAAAGGAGCUCGCCAAGGCAGUACCAGCUCUCAAUGCUGCCACAGACGCCCUCAACACCCUCAAACAAGAUGACAUACGCGUCGUCAAGGCCAUGAAGAACCCGCCCUCAGGAGUCAAGCUGGUAAUGGAAGCUGUGUGUGUAAUGCUGGACCUCAAGCCAGAGAGGAAGCCAGACCCUAAUGGCUCAGGAAAAAUGAUUGAGGACUAUUGGGCACCAUCUCAGAAGCUGUUGGGGGAUAUGAAGUUCCUCCAGAACCUGCUGCACUAUGACAAAGAAAACAUUCCCACAAAGAUUAUCACUCACGUCCGCAACGAGUUCUACUCUCACCCGGAUUUUGACCCAAAGAAGAUACGUAUGGUAUCAAUGGCUUGUGAGGGCCUCUGCCGAUGGGUGAGGGCCAUGGUUGUCUAUGAUCAAGUCAUAAAGAUUGUCGCCCCCAAGAAACAAGCUUUGGAGGCUGCCAACCAUGAACUGGCCCCCCAGAAUGAAAAGCUAGAGGAAAAGAGGAAGGAACUCAGAGAGCGGUGGGCGGACGAGAAAAUCCCCGACGUAUUCUGGUUUUCUGGGCUGUUCUUCCCCUACUCCUUCCUCACGGGCAUACGUCAGAACUAUGCCAGGAAACAUGCCAUACCCAUCGACAGGAUUGACUUCCUGUUUAAGGUAAUGGAAAAGGAGGUGGAAGAUAUCAUCCAGGAAUGUAUCAGACCCAACUUCGUGGAGUUGCCAGUGGUGAUCGAGCGGCUGCCCACGCCAAAUGUGCAGGGGCAGUACUACCCCCUCGACACUGACCUCGAAGACAACGAAUCGCUUCCUUACGAUAACGACUCCCCCCAGCUCAAGAAGGAGGGUGACCAGGUAACAAAAUGCAGAAACAGAUAUCAAAUGCCAGGCUAAUAACUUUAGUACAGGGAGUGAAGGAAGGAAGGAAGGGAAAGUAAGUAAUAAAUCAGAGAGAGAGAGAGAGAGAGAGAUAUAAACCAGAUUAAGUGGAAGGGAGUAUUCAGGAAAGGAUGAAGAGUAGAGUCAGGUAAACUAAAAGGCUGUCUUGGUAAGAAUUGGACUAUGAGGAUGGUGAAGACAGAAUGGGAAAUGAAAGAUUAGUUAUCAAAAGAGAACCACAUAACAGAGAGGGAAGAGCUUGAUAAAUAAUGAAGGAAGAGAGACCAGGUACAAGCAGAAAUAGAUAAGGAAGGAUGACAAGAUAACAAGUGGUAGAAGGAUGAAGAAGGAACUGAAUAAGGAGGGAAAAGGUAGCAAGAUCAUGAAAGGAGAAGGAUAAAUCUUACCAAGAUGACAGGUAUGCUAAUAGACAAAGGAAAAUGGCAUAUGUGUGCCCUAUAUUCAAACAGGGUGAUUAACACGGCUCAAACAAUUAAGGUGCAGCCUUCUGGAGUCAUCCUACUUCCAGAAAAAAUAAAUAGAAGUUGGAAGUUACACAAGCCCCCAAGCCCCAUCUGUACAAGCAGCCUAAAUAAUUGUGGCUAUCUUGUCAUCAGAUUUACUACCUCACUUACUGUUACAUACUACAGGUACUCCUCUACUUACGAACGCGUUACGUUCCUGAGGCUUGCUUGUAAGUCCAUCUUUGCUCUUGUAGAUACCAAAUAUAUUGUA
Molecule: messenger RNA, 1968 nt
Organism: Homarus americanus (American lobster)
Lineage: Eukaryota; Metazoa; Arthropoda; Malacostraca; Decapoda; Nephropidae
Product: dynein axonemal heavy chain 3-like
Exons: 7
Coding region: 235-1248 (337 amino acids)
Biological process (GO): microtubule-based movement
Cellular component (GO): dynein complex
Molecular function (GO): dynein light intermediate chain binding; minus-end-directed microtubule motor activity; dynein intermediate chain binding
Source: RefSeq, a predicted model, not a curated record